AUGGCCACACCUGGCCUUGGAGUGAGCCAAGUCAAACUGCACAACACAGUCAAACCCAGCGUGGACUACGUCUGCCAGCUCAAGUUCCCAUCUGGCAAUUACCCUCCAUGCACUGAUGACACCAGAGACCUACUCGUCCACUGGUGCCAUGGGGCACCGGGUGUUAUCUACAUGCUUGUCCAGGCCUACAAGGUCUUUGGGGAACAGCAGUACCUAAAUGAUGCCUUGCAGUGUGCUGAAGUGAUCUGGCAGCACGGGUUACUGAAGAAGGGCUAUGGGCUGUGCCACGGGACAGCUGGCAAUGCCUACAGUUUCCUAACAUUGUACAACAUCACUCAAAACAUGAAAUACCUGUACAGGGCCUGCAAGUUUGCAGAGUGGUGUUUAAGCUAUGGUCAACAUGGGUGCCGGACUCCAGACACGCCUUUCUCUCUCUUUGAAGGAAUGGCUGGAACAAUUUACUUUCUUGCUGACCUGUUGGUGCCAACCAAGGCCAAGUUCCCUGCAUUUGAACUCUAAACCUGAGCUUGGCAGUUCCCUGCCUGAAUCCUUCUACCCUUGGAAAAGCAGUUGGACGCUGCUUUCUCCUUCAUCCACACUCAUCAUUGUUCACCUAACUGAACAUAAAUCCAUCCUCCUGAGGGCUUUAUGAGUUCUCUAAUAUUUCUAGUCAUCUCGUUGCAUUAUUUCAAAGACAGAAUGCAGAUUUUGCUGGUGUCUCUUAAAAACACAGGGCUG
Opisthocomus hoazin is the source of this 738-nucleotide messenger RNA. The record is from RefSeq and is a predicted model, not a curated record. Lineage: Eukaryota; Metazoa; Chordata; Aves; Opisthocomiformes; Opisthocomidae.